CGUCAUAUCUACAAUUCGCGAUACCGCGACUCGUUCACGAGACAUACUACCAAAACUUUAUUCAAUCCACCGUCGCCUGUGGGAGCGUUUGCAAACAUCAUUCUGUGCAGUAUUGAACUGAGAUUGUUCGGGAACGGAUCGAUAGAUCGGCAGCACCAUGGUCAAUAUUCGACCGAUAUCGGACUCACUCAGCAAGAAGGCCAAGAAUGAACUAAAUGAGAGACCAGAACGAAUUCAGGAGGAUUUGAGUGUUCUCCGCCAAUGGAUUGCCAAAAGCCCUCACCUACGAUCGCGGAUUGACGAUCAGUUUUUGGUAGCCUUUCUACGAGGAUGUAAAUACAGUUUGGAACGAGCGAAAGAGAAGUUGGAUAUGUACUAUACCGUUCGGACGAUGUCUCCAGAAUUGAUUAGAACACGAGAUCCGGAAAACGCCAAGAUACGGCAAAUUAUUCGUCUUGGUGUAGGAGUACCGCUACCACAUACAGAGGCUCCAGAUUCGCCUAGAAUUAUGUUGAUUCGUCCGGCAGCCUAUGAUCCGGCGCAGAUUACUAUAGAGGAAGUUAUCCGAGUGAGCACCAUGGCCAACGACAUAAUGAUGAUUGAAGAUGACAACUUUGUGAUUGCUGGACAGAUUGGUAUUUUGGACCUCGCCAAUGUUACCAUGGCCCACUUUCUACAAUUUUCGCCAACAUUUGUGAAGAAAAUGACCAUGAUGAGUCAGGAAGCCUCGCCAUUGCGGCAGAAAGGGUUCCAUUAUAUAAACACUCCCAGUGGGUUCGAAAUGGUGUUCAAUAUGUUUAAAAGUUUCAUGAGCGAGAAAAAUAAGUCAAGACUCUAUGUACACGGACACGAUCUGGAAUCGUUGUAUCGUCACGUACCUAAAAGACUUCUUCCAGCUGAAUACGGAGGCGAUGCCGGUCCCCUUGAAUGCAUUAUUACGAACUGGGAGAAGAAAAUUGUUUCAUAUCGAGAUUACUUCCUGGAAGAAGACCAAUAUGGAACGGAUGAAAAGAAGAGACCAGGACGACCUAAGAAUGCCGAAAGUUUGUUUGGCGUAGAAGGAUCGUUUCGGCAAUUGCAAGUGGAUUGAAACAACUUCUAUCAGUUUAUUGUAUUUAAAAUUGAUAUUCAAAUGAAUCCUGCUGAUUGGA
This is a messenger RNA of Aedes aegypti (yellow fever mosquito), 1151 nucleotides long. RefSeq names its product alpha-tocopherol transfer protein-like. The record is from RefSeq and is a predicted model, not a curated record. Gene Ontology annotation, molecular function: phosphatidylinositol bisphosphate binding. Gene Ontology annotation, cellular component: membrane. Lineage: Eukaryota; Metazoa; Arthropoda; Insecta; Diptera; Culicidae. The coding region runs from base 158 to 1090 and encodes 310 amino acids. The transcript has 4 exons.